AAAUAAAACCAAGUUAAAAAUGGCGAAGAAACGAAAUCGGGUAGUGUAAAAUUGAGUAAUGGGGGUAGGGUUGUUAUUGGCAUGCCAUGGAUUGGUGACUGCGUUGGUGGUUGUUUCUUUCCUAUGCGGUCGAUGGCCUAUUUUCGAUGGAACUUUCAUUCAACGCAUUAACUACUUUCUCACUUUCGGUGCUUACGAUUACUUCCUGCGUUUUGUUGGCGCUGUUUUUGGCUCUAAGUGUACGGAUGCGGUGCUUUCUGUUGAAUAUUACUGCUGCGAUCGUCCUAAUCCUCUGUUGCAGAUUAUAUAUCUUGUGAUAAUCAGCUUUACAUAUUAUUUCGUUGCCAGCUCUUCCUUUGUGUAUAUCCCUGGAUACUAUUUAAGUGCAACUCACAAGUACACAAGCUUCUAUGCAGCUGCUGUUGGAAUCCUGCUUUUUCUCUUGACCAGCUUUUGUGAUCCUGGGACAAUAAAGGCUGAGAAUGUUUCUCAAUAUCUCGCUGCUUAUCCGUAUGAUAACAUCAUUUUUUCAGAAAAAGAAUGUUCAACUUGCAAAAUUCCAAAACCUGCUAGAUCAAAGCACUGCAGCAUUUGUAAUCGCUGUGUUGCACGAUUUGAUCACCACUGUGGAUGGAUGAACAAUUGCAUUGGGGAGAGAAACACCCGAUAUUUCAUGGCUUUUCUUUUAUGGCAUUUCCUUUUAUGUAUGUAUGGAACAGUUGCUGUUUGUUUAAUACUCGCAGGAAGACUAAAAGAAUUGAAAGUUGUUUAUAUUCUAACAGUCUAUUAUGGAAUAGAAAAUUCUUUUUGGGAUUUAGCUCCCCAUGUUGCACAGUGGUUGUUGGGAUCCUACAACACACAGAUUCUUCUUAUAGUGUUCCUUGCAAUUGUUGGGAUGCUGUUAGCUGGAUUCUUUGGUUACCAUGCAAAGCUUUGCCUUAGCAACACUACCACUAAUGAGACCUUUAAGUGGCAAGAGUACAUGGACUGGCAGAGAAAGUUUAAAGAAGCGCAGGCCAGUGCUGCAGCGCUAAGACAAAGUAUCAGUGGAAUAAACAGUGAAAAAAAACAGCCCAAAUCAAGCAGCAAAUGGAGAGCAUUCUUUCGAAGAUCACCUCUAGAAGAUGUGGUAGUUGUUAAGAAUAAUGUUUAUAAUAAAGGUUUCCUUCACAAUAUUCACGAGGUUAUUUCACCUCUCUCUACAAGGCAGUCCUUUACACAAACAAAGUUUAAGUCUAGGUGAGUAUGCUCCUAACACACAUUUCCUUUUAUAGCGCUAUUGAAGGUCUCGGUGGCUAGUUGCACAUGAUUUUAAAUGGGUAUGUCUAUACAGUUCUUUAGACUACCCCAUAAUUCAAUGUGAAAGCCAGAAAUAUGGUAUUAAUUGUGUUGAAGGAGUUCAGGUCUAGUUUUAGAUUGAAAGUUGAUUAUUUGAUAGUUCUUGUGUCUGUGGAUGUGUUGAUUGCGUUGUACUGUUUCAUAUUAACAGAAGUAGAAAUGUAUACACACUACAUUUUAUAUUGGUAACUAGGGGUAUUGCUCAUUUCAAACUUAAGGUAUACAGUAUACUAUAGAGAAUAACUGAUAAUGUCAGUGGAGCUAUGCAUGGUCAAUUGAUAUUUACUUAUUUUUAAGCUAGAAUGGUAGGAUCAUGAAGGAGUCUCUGAUUUGUAAUUGUCUUUCUUGCGGAGUUAAAGAUGAACGUGAACGCCUAGAAUGAUCGAGUCAAGAACGCACGAUGUUGCUUAUUUUCCAAAUAGAGUUUCUAAAUAGACCAUCAACAAAGUUAACUUUAUUUCAAGGAUUUUACCAGGCACCCAUAAGGGGCAUCCCACACUCCUACAAUUUUAAAAAAAUUCAAUUUUAAUCCUUCUUUAAUAUACUUUUCCAUACAAUUUCAAUUUUAAUCCUACCUUAUAGGGUUUAGAUUUAUAUUGACACCAACACAUAUACUA
Messenger RNA from Vicia villosa (hairy vetch), 1955 nucleotides. Its product is annotated as probable protein S-acyltransferase 17. Lineage: Eukaryota; Viridiplantae; Streptophyta; Magnoliopsida; Fabales; Fabaceae. Gene Ontology annotation, cellular component: Golgi apparatus; endoplasmic reticulum. The transcript is spliced from 10 exons. Gene Ontology annotation, biological process: peptidyl-L-cysteine S-palmitoylation; protein targeting to membrane. Bases 59 to 1243 code for a protein of 394 amino acids. The record is from RefSeq and is a predicted model, not a curated record. Gene Ontology annotation, molecular function: protein-cysteine S-palmitoyltransferase activity.